Molecule: messenger RNA, 18543 nt
Organism: Podarcis lilfordi (Lilford's wall lizard)
Lineage: Eukaryota; Metazoa; Chordata; Lepidosauria; Squamata; Lacertidae
Source: the annotation of a GenBank genome assembly
AUGGCGCUGGCGGCGGGCCCCGGGCCUGGCUGUGGCGGCGGCGGGGCGGCGGCAGCGAUGCCGGGGGCGGCGGCGGGGGAGACGAAGGUGAUUUACCACCUGGACGAGGAGGAGACGCCCUACCUGGUCAAGAUCCCCGUCCCGGCCGAGCGCAUCACCCUGGGCCACGUCAAGGCGGCCCUCGCCCGGCCGGGAGCCAAGUACUUCUUCAAGAGCAUGGACCAGGACUUCGGGUACGCGACCCCGGAGAGAGAGAGAGAGAGGAAGGAAGGGGAGGAGGAAGAAGGGCCCGCCGGCCUCCCCCCGCGCAAGGAGAGAGACCUCCAGGGGAAGGGACCCCGGCGUCCGAGAGAGGGAGAGGCACGCCCACCCCCUCAGCUCCUUGGGACCCAGGCGUCCGAGAGAGGGAGAGGCACGCCCGCCCCCUCAGCUCCUGGGGACCCAGGCGUCCGAGAGAGGGAGAGGCACACCCACCCUCUCAGCUCCUGGGACCCAGGCGUCCGAGAGGGAGAGGCACGCCCACCCCCUCAGCUCCUGAGGACCCAGGCGUCCGAGAGAGGGAGAGGCACACCCACCCUCUCAGCUCCUGGGACCCAGGCGUCCGAGAGAGGGAGAGGCACACCCACCCUCUCAGCUCCUGAGGACCCAGGCGUCCGAGAGAGGGAGAGGCACAGCCACCCUCUCAGCUCCUGAGGACCCAGGCGUCCGAGAGAGGGAGAGGCACACCCACCCUCUCAGCUCCUGGGACCCAGGCGUCCGAGAGGGAGAGGCACGCCCGUCCCCUCAGCUCCUGGGGACCCAGGCGUCCAAGAGAGGGAGAGGCACGCCCGUCCCCUCAGCUCCUGGGGACCCAGGCGUCCAAGAGAGGGAGAGGCACCCCCGCCUCCUCAGCUCCUGGGGACCCAGGCGUCCAAGAGGGAGAGGCACGCCCACCCCCUCAGCUCCUGGGGACCCAGGCGUCCGAGAGGCACGCCCGUCCCCUCAGCUCCUGGGGACCCAGGCGUCCGAGAGAGGGAGAGGCACGCCCACCCCCUCAGCUCCUUGGGACCCAGGCGUCCGAGAGAGGGAGAGGCACGCCCGCCCCCUCAGCUCCUGGGGACCCAGGCGUCCGAGAGAGGGAGAGGCACGCCCGCCCCCUCAGCUCCUGGGGACCCAGGCGUCCGAGAGAGGGAGAGGCACGCCCGCCCCCUCAGCUCCUUGGACCCAGGGGUCCUGGCACACCUUUGUGGUCACCCAGGUGCUUGGGAGAAGGUGCUCCCCUCGCACCAUAGGUGCAAACGCACCCACAAAAUUCUCCAUCCAGGGGCCGAGUACCCCCACAUUUCUGUGCCAACCUGGCCCUCCUGCCUCACACCAGAGGACCCUGAGAAAGGGGCUCUGUUGUUCUUGAGGAGGAGGAUCUUGCCCUCCUUAAGGGGUCUGGGAGACAGCCCUGCCCCCGGCCACACACUUCGCAGAGACACCAGGCACCUGGGAGAGAAAGGACACCCAGCCUUUCAUUGCAUCCGGCCAGUGGUCCGUCUAACCUAGUAGGGUCAGCACUUACUGGCAGUAACUCUGCCAGGAGACGUUCCCAGGUUUACCUGGAGAUGCUGCCGUGGGUUGACCUUUUGCAGUGAAAUUAGAUGCUCCUACCGCUGAGAUGUGGACCUUUCACAGAAAGGGAACCAGGCCUCUGGGAGGCAGGAUCCACCCCAUCUCCUCCCACAGGCACUCAGAGCACAUCCUUUCUGCACUUUGGAGUGGCUUCCCAUUGCUUCAUAGUUGGGUGUCCCAGGGGCCACAAGCAUCUAGUCUCUUCUUGCUCCUCGGAAGCCCCCUUUCCUGAUUCCCUUUUCUCUUCCUUCUGCUGAAGGGUUGUGAAGGAGGAGAUCUCCGAUGACAACGCAAAGCUCCCUUGCUUCAAUGGCAGAGUCGUUUCCUGGGUAUGAAGUUGGUACAUCGUCUCGCUGUGGGCACCCUCCCUAGCCUAGAUCUAACUGUGGGUUGGUUUUAAGCCACAGGUCUGGGAUCUUGCUUUGGCUCUGGGCACAACAGUGGAGGCCUCCUACCCUCAAGCCCUGCUUAUGAGCUUCCUGGAGGCACCUGGCUGGCCUUCUUCUUUGCCACAGCCAUGCUGGCUGGACCUGGUGGGGAGUACUAGUCCAAAACAUCUGGAGGGGCUUGUGGGAGGCCAGCCUAGCAGGAGCCUCUGGCCUCAUCCAGCAGGGCCCAUUUCCUCUACUUAAAUUCCUGGCGUUUGGCUUCUGAGGGUUUAUUUAGCGCCCAAACAGGUGGUCAGUCUUUGGGGAGGUAAGGCUGGGGGAUUAUGAUAUGUUCCUCAUUUUACCGUCUCCUUUUCCCUGCCACAGCUUGUGUCUUCUGAGAACCCCCAGCCUGAGCUCCCUCCCCCUCCCCCUCCUCCCGUAGAGGUACUACCAGAACCUUCGCCACCACCACCGCCACUUCCUCCGUUGCCCGUGGAGCGGACUAGUGGCAUUGGGGAUUCCCGACCCCCUUCCUUCCAGUGAGUAAGGGGAGACUGAAUGUGGGCUUUGGGGUUUACUGCUGGGUGGGUGUGCAGUGCUUCCGAGUACCAGUUGCUGGAAACCACAGGGAAGGUGCUCUUGUGCCAGGUCCUGCUUGCAGGUUUCCCCUAAUGGGCAUCUGGUUGGCCACUGUGAGAACAGGAUGCUGGACUAGAUGGGUCAUUGACCUGAUCCAUCAAGUUAUUCCUAUGUUCUUACAGUGUUUGACUAUUUGGGAUGCAGUUGGCGCUGUGGCACUGAGCCUCUUGGGCUUGCCAGUCAGAAGGUCAGCGGUUUGAAUUCCCAUGACGGGGUGAGCACCCGUUGCUCUGUCCCAGCUCCUGCCAACCUAGCAGUUUGAAAACAUGCCAGUGCAAGUAAAUAGGUAUCACUAUGGAGUGAACGUAAAUGGUAUUUCUGUGCGCUCUGGUUUCUGUCACGGUGUCCCGUUGUGCCAGAAGCAGUUUAGUCCUGCUGGCCACAUGACCUGGAAAGCUGUCUGUGGACAAACGCCGGCUCCCUUGGCCUGAAAGCGAGAUGAGCGCCGCAACCCCAUAGUUGCCUUUGACUGGACUUAACCAUCCAGGGGUCAUUUACCUUUUUACUUUGACUAUUGCAUGCUGCAUAAAAGGAAAUAUUAGUUAUUAGAUUUAUACUUUGUGUCUUCCCCCAAAGGAGCCCAGAGCAUAAAUCUGUAGUAUUCUUCAGGAAAUUUCAUGGAGCCAAGUUCACAUUUUGUAAUUCAGAUUUAUUAACAAGGCAACCAAAUACAUUUUGCAGUCAAACAGAAGCAUACAGACAUAAAUUAUACGUAACAACUAUACAGUAUAUCAAUAAAAUAUAUUGGGCUGUACAAUACAUUAUUGUUUUAUUUAUUAAUUUUGUAUACCAUCCUUUAUCCAAAGAUUACGGGGUGGUUCAUAACAUUAAAACACAACAUGAGAACAAAGAAAUACUUUAUGCAAUAGGUUUUUCUUUUCUGGGCCAAGUUUGGGGACUUGGGGAGGUGCCCAUUCUUAACUCUGGUAGGUACUGUUGUGAUACAAUUCAGUGGUGGAGGCCCUUUCCCUGCUUUUGCAGCCCAAACAUCUCCAGCAGCCACGAGAACCUGGACCACGAAACUGAGACUGAGUCCGUUGUGUCGCUGAGGCGGGAGCGGCCACGCCGCAGGGAGAGCAUGGAGCACGGAGGUCAGUGGCCACCUGGGAGCACAAACUCUGGGGUCUCUGUGGGCUGCAGGGGAGGGUGUGCAUGUGUGUGAAGUGGACAUUUUGUGAGUCCACCUUACGCUUCUCUCCUUGCCUUUAAAAUAAAUAAUUAGGUGGGCACCGGCUAAACGGGCAGUCCCGCUUGGAGCGGCACCUGGCUGGGUACGAGAGCUCCUCCACCCUGCUGACCAGCGAACUUGAGACCACCAGCCUCUGCGACUCAGAUGAUGAUGACACCAUGAGCAGGUGAGGGGCAGAAAUGGGCCAGCAUUUUCGGUUGCGAGUAGCCAGUGGGUCCUUCCCCUUGGAAAUGCUUCUCCUGGGAUCUGUGGAGGGUGGGGUCUGAAACAAGUCUUGCUUUUCAGGGGGCUCUUCGGUCUCUUCCAGUCCCGCAGUCUCCCCAAGAGCAUUGUAUAGUCAGGAACGCUCACCUCCUGGCCCUAGGCAGUGUGGUGUGGUUAGAGUGUCCGACUUCGAGGGUUCAAAUCGCCACUCACCCAGGGAAUUCACUGGGUGACCUUGAGCCAGCCAUCACCUCUUAGCCUAGCCUACCUCCCGGAGCUGUCCCUGAUGCCAAGAAGAUGAAAGGUGGGAUUUGCCUCACGUGAGGCUGGGAAGCGGUGAGAUUCACCCAGGUUCAGGUGUCAAAGAACGGAGAGCCCUGCCAUCUAGCGGGAGUGAAAACUUGCACUUUACUGGCUGCUAAAUACAGUUGUACCUCGGAAGUCAAAUGGAAUGCGUUCCGGAAGUCCGUUCGAAAACCAAAUCGUAUUCCUGCAGCCAAUCAGAAGCCACGGAAGCUCGGUCGGAUGUUCAGGUUCUAAAAGAACGUUCGCAAACUGAAACACUCACUUCUGGGUUUGUGGCGUUGGGGAGCCAAAACGUCCGAGUUUCAGGGCAUUGGGAAUCCAAGGUACGGCUGUAUGUCACUUGACCAAAGGAAGGAAUUUGCCUUGGCUGGAUUAAGAAUUGGGUGUGAAAUCCUUGGUCCCACCUGCCUUUAAGCCUGGGAGGGUUACCCCCUUGCUGUUGCAGGAGGGUCCAUGAUUCUCAGGUGUGCAGCAGGCUCCUUUCUCAGUUCUGGGUGAUGAGCUCUAUUUGGGCUCCUGGGCUCUCUCUUGGCCAGAUGUCCUCUUUUCGGCUUGAGCGAUUUGCAGCAAGCCACCAAGAAUGAAUUCCUAUGCCCCACAAAUAACCCAGAGAUGCAAUUUAAAUAAAAGGGCACAUUCUACUCAUGUAAAAACAUGCUGAUUCCCAGACUGUCCGUAGGCCAGAUUUAGAAGGUGAUUGGGCCAGAUCUGGCCCCAUGGGCCUUAGUUUGCCUACCCAUGGGGUAGGCAAACCUCUUGGCAGACGAGAACCCCCUUUUCGCUGGAUGGUCUCCUUGCCCUUGAGACCUUACCGCGAGGAUGCUGAUAGCUAGAAGGUGGAAGGGAGAGACUUUGCCAACAAAACAAGAAUAGCAGGUGAAAAUGUUUGAAUAUGCGGAACUGACAAAAAUAACAGGGAGAAUUAGGAAUCAAACAACCCAAAAGUUCAGUAAAGAAUGGGAUAAUUAUAGAGCAUAUUUAAAAAAACAUAGUUCCCAUACGAAACCUUUAACACGCUUUGACUAACGCUCGCAAUAUAAUAUGGUAUAAAGAAUACAGACAACAUAUCUUAAGUUAAUUGUUAUAAUAUAAUGCAGUUAUUGAGGAAACAAAGGACCCAUGCUGAGAGAGACGGAAGUCUUAAAGGAUGGAAGAAUUUUAUUUUAUUUAUAUGUAACAUUUAUUUUUUGGUAACAUUUUGCUUUCUGUGUAACAUAUUUUUGCAAGUUGGUGGAUGAUGUGUUUUCUUUUUACUUUUGUGAUGCAGUAGUUAAAUUCAAUAAAAUAUACCGUAUUUUUCAGUGUAUAAAACUAGGUUUCCCCCCUAAAAAAUAAUGUCAAAAAUUAGGGGGCGUCUUAUACACGGGGGCAUCUCCGCCCCCCAUUUUCUUGAAUUGGAAAAAUUGGGGGUAUCUUAUACAUGGGGACGUCUUAUAGACGGAAAAAUGCGGUAUGUGUAUAUAUGGCAGUUGGGCUUCAGGGUCUCUCUCCUCCUCUUUCCUGGGCAGGUUCAGCAGCUCCACAGAGCAGAGCAGCGCCUCUCGCCUCCUCAAGCGCCACCGUAGGCGGCGGAAGCAGCGCCCGCCACGUCUUGAACGGGUAGGUUGGCAUGGGGGGUCUGCAGUGGCCAUGUGGAUUGCUGUUCCGUGGGUGAUGGAGGAGGCAGGAUCUCUUGUCCUGCAUGGAGGGCGAGAGGAGUAAGCUUCUGGGAGGGUGGGGCUGAUCCUCACUCUGAUUCCCCCUUUGCUUGAGGGUUUUCCAACAGGUGUCUUGUUGGCUGCUGUGCUACUUGGGCCAUUGGCCUGAUCCUGCAUCCAGGCUCUUCUGAGCUCCCUCUGCUCACUCCUUUCUUUCCCAACUCUUCUUUCAGACUUCGUCCUUCAGCAGUGUCACCGACUCAACCAUGUCUCUCAACAUCAUCACCGUUACCCUGAACAUGGGUGAGGGCAGUGCUUUUUUUUCUGGGGGACGCAGGGGAAUGCGUACUCCUAAACAUUUUGUGAAUCUAAGUUUGGCCUCAUUGAGGGCCAGUAUUUCAAUACAGUGGUACCUCGGUUCUCAAACUUAAUCCGUUCCGGAAGUCUGUUCCAAAACCAAAGCGUUCCAAAACCAAGGUGCACUUUCCCAUAGAAAGUAAUGCAAAAUGGAUUAAUCGGUUCCAGACUUUUAAAAACAACCCCUAAAACAGCCAUUUAACAUGAAUUUUGCUAUCUAACAAGAACAUUGAGCCAUAAAAUGAAAGCAGUAAAUAAUGUACUGCAGUCACACAAUCAAUCAGUAGCUGAACUGGGUUCCACACAGUCCCAGUCCCAAAAACAAAGGAGCUGCAAAAAUGCAAAAUUAAUAGCAAAAACAGACAGACCUCAGCGUAGCACUCCAAAUGGAAGUGUGGCACUCAAACCGGAGCACGUUCGGCUUCAGAAAACAAUUCGCAAACCGAAACACUUACUUCUGGGUUUGCAGUGUUUGGGUUCCAAGUUGUUUGAGAACCGAGGUACCACUGUAUGAGUAGGAAAAUGAGAGUACCCCUAAACAUUUUUAAAGAAGAAAAAAAAAAACACUGGGCAAGGGAGCAGUUGAGGGGGGUGAGGUGAGAGAGAGACUUGAAAUGGAGAAGGUUGAGUGGCCAAAAUGGGGGAUUGCAGAGGCAAUGGAAGGCAGGACUGUGCGUGUGAGCGAAUCACUACACGGGAGAGGGUUGAAGUCUGUAGGCUGGCUAGCUGAACAGCAAAAUGCCAGAAUGGGCAUUUUUAAGCCACACUGCAAGCAGAGUUCUUCUGGUGGGCAUAGCAUCUCUUCUCUACUUGUAUGAGAAAGUAAGGCAGGAACCUGCCAGGGGGGGUUAAGGGGUAGAUCAGGGGUGGGGGAGCCUGUGCCCCACCCCAAGCUCGUUGGACUCUCAACUCCCACCAGACCCAGCCAGCAGGGCCAACGCUCAGGGAUGAUGGGGGGGGCACAUCUGGCUCCUCCACGUUGACUUGGGUGGUCCACCAAUCCUCCUCUGCAGAUCUGCCAUCCUCAGUUUCUUCAUUUAUUACAGUGGCGUCCAAACGUUUUCCAAAGAGGGCCAGAUUUGAUGAAGUGAAGGGCCGUGGGGGCCGACCAAAGUUGUUGAUUUUUUAAAAGGAUUUUACCCCAAAAUAAACAACCCCCCCACACACUCACAACUAAAGGCUAUAGAUGAAGUGAACAUGCAAGAGGGCCAACCAAAGUUGUUGAUCUUCUUUUAGGAUUGAAGUUGUUGAGUUUCUUUUACGGUUGGAGUUGUUGAGCUCAUUUUACGGUUUGAAGUUGUUAAGGAUUUUUUUAGGAUUUUUACCCCAGGAAAUAAACAGGGGCCAGAUUAAACCGACCGGUGGGCCGGAUUAGGCCCCUGAAACAGACUUUGGACAUGCCUGAUUUAUUAGAAUCAUUUAUUAUCAUUUAUUAGAAUCAUUGGAAGGGACCCCAAGGGUUGUCCAGCCCAACUCCCUGCAGUGCAGGAAUCACAGCCAAAGAAUGCCUGGCAGGUUGCCAUCCAGUCUCUGUUUCUAAACCUCCCGUGAACACCUUCUAGUUAAUUGCUGGACUUGACCUCCUUUAUUCUCCCCCCGCCUUUUUCCUGAGCAGAAAAGUACAAUUUCCUGGGCAUCUCCAUCGUGGGGCAAAGCAACGAGCGAGGAGACGGGGGCAUCUACAUUGGCUCCAUCAUGAAGGGCGGCGCGGUGGCGGCAGACGGCCGGAUCGAGCCCGGGGACAUGCUGCUGCAGGUGAGCCCGGCGGCUGCAGGGGGAGAGAGGACGCUCCUCAAAGCCUUUGGGGAGCUUCCUUCCCGUUUUGGGGGGCUGAGGAUGGGGAGAGAGCAGCGCCCCGGAGCCACAGCAUCAAGCCGGCCUAGCAGUGCUUGUUUCUUCUCUGCCCCAGGUCAACGACAUUAAUUUUGAGAACAUGAGCAACGACGACGCCGUGAGGGUCUUGCGGGAGAUUGUCCACAAGCCUGGGUGAGUGGGCUUUCCCCCGGGCACCCUCCUGAGCGCUGGGCUGCCUUGCGGGGGCAGCCUUGAGCUCACGCUCGCCUUUCCUUUGCAGCCCGAUUGUGCUGACAGUGGCCAAGUGCUGGGACCCUUCCCCGCAAGGCUAUUUCACCCUGCCUAGAAGUAAGUGGCCGGGACCCGUGUGUGUCCCCCCCCAAACCCUCGAGCGGCUUUGCUCUGAUUCCGCCAGACCCAAAAGGAGUGAAAUGGCCAUAGCAGGCCACAGGUCCCCCUGUCCCCCAAACCUAAGAUGUUUUGCCAAACAGCCGGGCCUGCAUAGGCAGAGUUUGGGCUCCGGAUCUGGAAAUGUCCUGGUUCUAGGGCCUAGACUCUGGGAUGGGGGAGAGCAGGGCAGGCCGGGAGCCUCGGUUCGCUGGGGAGUUUCCUAAGGCUUCUUCCCUGUCUGUGUUGCGUCCAGAUGAGCCAAUCCAGCCUAUCGACCCAGCGGCUUGGGUGUCCCAUUCAGCUGCCCUGACUGGGGCCUUUGCUGCCUACCCUGGGAGCAGUUCGAUGAGCACCAUCACCUCGGGGACCUCCGUCACUGAGACUGAACGUGAGUGACCCAUAUCGCUCUCCCCUGAUUAUUACCCGGGGGGUGGGAGGGAGAGGACAGGGGCAGGAGGAGGUGAAAGCCCUCUUCUGAAAAUCUCUGUGGCUCCUCUUUCAAGAAACACCAGGUGUCUGCUGCUGGACCACACUGUGGUAGGUUAAAAAAUAAACCCAGUGGGAAAGCCAGCACCAUGAAUGCAAUCCCAUAUCUGGUGUAUUUAUUUAAAAGCAGUUACAAAGCGCUAAAUAUUUUUUUAAAAAAACCUUUAAGCAGUAUAUAAUAUAGAAGAGCAAACGGUAUUAUUUGAGUAAAAAUUCAAUCUAAAUCCAGUAAAUCAGUGGUAUGAAGCAUAUUUAAAAGGAUAGAAAAGCUAAGACAGUGGUACCUUGGUUUAAGAACAGCUUAGUUUAUGAACAACUUGGAUUAAGAACGCUGCAAACCCAGAAGUAGGUGUUUUGGUUUGUGAACUUUGCCUUGGAAUAAGAACAUGUUUUGCUUCCUGUUGAGUGUGUUCCGUUUGUAAAUUGAGUCCCCUGCUGCUAUGGGAAAGCACGUUUUGGUUUACGGACCGACUAUCGGAAUGGAUUAAGUUCGUAAACUGAAGUACCACUGUAACAGAAUCUAGGCAUGUAAAGCAGUUUAGUCUUUUGGGUCUGGGAGAGCAAAAAGGCCAGUCUACAAGAUGGCUGAAGCAACAGAUGCUUUGCUGCUUCGCGUGUGAGAAGGACUUUCUGGUGGAAAUGCCUCUUCUUUGGAUCACCACCUUAUGAUAUUCUGCCGGAUGUGAUGCCGUGAGCAAAAUUUGCCCAGGCAAUCCAAGACUUUUGUCCAGGGGCAGGCAGCCUUUGGGUCACCUUGUCCCAGGUUUGUGAUUAAUCAGGUUAUUAGCCCUGAAGCCUGAAUGUUGGAAGAUUCAGGAGAGAUAAAUGAGUACUUCACACAGUGCAUAGAUAAACUUAGAAUCAUAGAAUAGAAUCAUAGAAUCAUAGAGUUGGAAGAGACCACAAGGGCCAUCGAGUCCAACCCCCUGCCAAGCAGGAAACACCAUCAGAGCACUCCUGACAUAUGGUUGUCAAGCCUCUGCUUAAAGACCUCCAAAGAAGGAGACUCCACCACACUCCUUGGCAGCAAAUUCCACUUUCGAACAGCUCUUACUGUCAGGAAGUUCUUCCUAAUGUUCAGGUGGAAUCUUCUUUCUUGUAGUUUGGAGCCAUUGCUCCGUGUCCGCUUCUCUGGAGCAGCAGAAAACAACCUUUCUCCCUUCUCUAUGUGACAUCCUUUUAUAUAUUUGAAUAUGGCUAUCAUAUCACCCCUUAACCUCCUCUUCUCCAGGCUAAACAUGCCCAGCUCCCUUAGCCGUUCCUCAUAAGGCAUCGUUUCCAGGCCUUUGACCAUUUUGGUUGCUCUCCUCUGGACACGUUCCAGUUUGUCAGUGUCCUUCUUGAACUGUGGUGCCCAGAACUGGACACAGUACUCCAAGUGAGGUCUGACCAGAGCAGAAUACAGUGGCACUAUUACUUCCCUUGAUCUAGAUGCUAUACUCCUAUUGAUGCAGCCCAGAAUUGCAUUGGCUUUUUAGCUGCCGCGUCACACUGUUGGCUCAUGUCAAGUUUGUGGUCAACCAAGACUCCUAGAUCCUUUUCACAUGUACUGCUCUCAAGCCAGGUGUCACCCAUCUUGUAUUUGUGCCUCUCAUUUUUUUUGUCCAGGUGCAAUACUUCACAUUUCUCCCUGUUAAAAUUCAUCUUGUUUGUUUUUGCCCAACUUAUGGAACUCAUUCCAGCAGGAGACAAUGAUAGCCACUAACAGGACUCUCAGUUGCUGUAGCCAGGAUGGCUGUGCUUUGCCUCCACAGUUGCUGAAAAACGCAGGAGGAGAGAGUGUUUUUUCUUUUUCUUUUUCUUUCACAUUGUUUUUAUAUGCAGGAUUAUCUUAAGUCUCCCAUCUCACUCCCUUGUUUCUGGGUCAUUCGCACCAAUUGCCUCAUUUGUCUUGCACAUCCACAGAAGAUCCCAGGAUCUGAGCAUUUUCCACACCUUUCCCAUAACAUUAUUUCUUUCUCUCCACCUUCCCCCCAAAAUACAUUUAAUUGAGUGUUAAUAAUGACAGGCAGCUGCAGAAAAGAAAGAAGUGAAAGCAAAAUGAGUUUUAAAAAAACCUUAGUUGUCACAAUUGUCAAUAAAGAAAUGUAGAGGUCAGCUCUGCAAUUUACUGAGUUGGUGGUAGAACAUACCAUAGAGGAAAGGGGCAUUGUGGCCUAUGAUUUUUACAAAGAGCUCCAUAGUCUGAACCAUAACGAUUUCAAUAUUUUUAUUUUAAAAUAUAUAUAGAAAAAGUAGACACUCUGAUAGACCUGUGGGACUUGAGCUGCUGCGUUUGCCGUUUGGUCUGAUUUCAUUUUAUAUGCCAAGAAGACAAUCUGGAGCGCGUUGGCCCCUGGGCACUUUUAGUUGCUGCAGAAAAAUGAUACCUCAGCUCCCCUGGGGGAAAGCUCGCUCGGGAUCUCGCAUCCCAGGGGGUUUGACGGAGGUCUCUCUUUCCCUUUUCCCCUGUCGUCCGACAUUCAGGCUUUGACGACUUCAACCUGUCCAUCCACACCGACAUGGCCUCCGUCACCAAGGCCAUGGCUUCCCCAGAGUCGGGCCUGGAGGUCCGCGACCGCAUGUGGCUGAAGAUCACCAUCCCCAACGCUUUCCUAGGUACCGUGCUGAGGAGCGGGGCAGGUGGGAGGGUGGAAAGGCGGCAGGGAGUGGGAUUCCCCUCCCCAGGCCCUGAAGCGUGGGACCCAUGCAGCCCUCCGUGGCAGCCUACCUGGCCCACCCCGGCUCUCUCCCUCACCCCUGUCGCCCACCCCUCCCAGGCUCGGAUGUGGUGGACUGGCUGUACCACCACGUGGAGGGCUUCCAGGACCGCCGAGAGGCCCGCAAGUACGCUAGCAACCUCCUGAAGGCUGGCUUCAUCCGCCACACGGUCAACAAGAUCACCUUCUCUGAGCAGUGCUACUACAUCUUCGGAGACUUCAGCGGCUGCGAAAACUGUAAGGAGGAAAAGGCUUUGCUCAGAACUGUAGCUGUGCUCCAGCCUUCCCCAGGCUCUGUCUGUCUUUCUUCCUUUCUCCUUCUCCUUCUCUUUCCCUUUUUCUUUCUCUGUCUCUCUUUCUGUUCUGAAUUACAACUCCCAUCAUCCCCAACCCAUGUGGAUGUAUAACAAUGCACCUGUUGGAAGUUGUAGUCAAAAACACCUGGAACCAAACCCACAUUCCUAUUGGGAGCGCAGCGGUGAAGGUUGCUUGGAGUGCAAGGAAACACGGUCCAGACAUGCUCAGAGGCACCCUGUUCUGAAUUCCUUCAAACAGGUUCUGGGCAUUCAACCUGGAUGGCCCUCAGCCCAAGAGAAGAGAUGAUUAAGGCAAUAAUAAUAAUAAUAAUAAUAAUAAUAAUAUUACUGUAAUACUGUAGUAAUACUAGUAAUAACAAUAAUAAUAAAUUUUAUUUGUACCCCGCCCUCCCCGGCACAGACCGGGCUCAGGGUGGCUAACAUCAGGUAUAAAAACAAUUGAUUAAAAUACAACUUAAAAACAAGAUUAAAGUACAUUAAAAUGCAGCCUCAUUUCAGUAGAAACUCAAAUCAAAAACUUUUUGGGGAUGAAAACGUCAAAUCUUCACCAACUAUCCAGACUGGUCCUACGUGGGCCAGAAAAAAGCCAGGGAAGUCCCCAAAUAGGAGUUCCAUCACAGGAGAAAGGAAAAAGGAAAGAGGGGGAGGGGAUCAAGUUGAUUCCAAGCCAAAGGCCAGGUGGAACAACUUUGUCUUACUGCGGAAAGAAAUCAGAUCCUGCAGGGCCCUGGUCUCAUGAGACAAGGGAUGGAAACAUCUGUGCUGGUGGGAGUUGUUGUCGGAAACAUCUGGAGGGUGCCAGCUUUGGGCAGGGGGGGUGAGAAGGCUGCUCUGUUCUCUGUUUGCCGGAUCUCACACCUGCACUGCCUUUGCCUGCCUGACCUGCUUGCAGCUUUCAGCUUUUGCCUUGUUGCCGAAAGCCCUAAACCUGGUCGCAGCUGCGGACUUUGUUGAAUUUUCUGCGUGCUCCAUGCCAUAGUUUGCCAGGCUGUGGAAUACAAAUGCACACUAAAUUGCACUGCUGAACUAGACCGUAUGGUCAGUCCAAGCCAGCUCAGCUCAGCUCAGUUUUGGGUUCCCCCUAGGCAGGCUGUAACAUGGGAGAGUCCUGAGGAGGAGAAUAACAUAGUUGCUAAAUCUCUCCCUCUGCCCUAUUUAAUUGUCUUCAGGAAUGAUCUGUGCCUCGUUCCUUUCCAUUCCAUCUUUUAAAAAAAUAAAAUAAUUUUUAUUAGUUUUUCAUUUACAACAAUCCAAUAAUAGCCUCAUUAUAACAACGCCAAAUUGUAAUGCAAAUCCUAAUACAAAUCAUUCAAAUACCAAAUUACAUAAUUUUGGUGGCCCCCUGCGUGCUCGACUUGAUGGUUUACUUUAUUUCUAUGUUCCAAAAUCUAACUGAUUUCAAUUACAUUCCUGUCAUGAUAGUAAUCCCUUAUACAACAGCUGCAAUAUUCAUAACUUCUAUUCUUGUUGACGCACUAAGUAAUUUAUAAGACUGCAAGUGCAGAUCUCCUACUUCCUGUGUGUGACAUUUAUUCUGUCCGUGAUGUUUCUUCCUGUCCUUUCCAUUCCAUCCUUAGCCCCUCACUGUUCUGCUUGACAGCCGAAAGCCAGUUUGAGUGUCUUGCUUUGGGCUGCCUCCUUGCAUGGAGAGCUAUCAGUGGCCGCUAACCAUGGUGGUUGUGGUCUUUCUGAAUUCCAGUUUCAGGAAACCACCGGAGCAGGGGAGAGGGCUCUUUCUGGUCGGAUCCUGAUUUUGGGUUUCUCUCUGCUUGGCCCCUGUGGGAACAGGGUGCUGGACUGGAUGGGCCUGAUCCAUCAGCCCGUCUCUUUGCAUUUUCUCCACUUGGAUGGAGUCCUCAUUCCCAGUUUCCUCCUCUUCUUCCUCCUCCAGACAUGGCCAACCUCUCCCUCAACGACAACGACGGCUCCAGCGGCGCCUCCGACCAGGACACCCUGGCCCCGCUGCCCUUGCCGGGCGCCACCCCCUGGCCUCUGAUGCCCACCUUCUCCUACCAGUACCCGGCGCCCCACCCCUACAGCCCACAGCCCCCGCCUUACCAUGAGCUCUCUUCCUACAGCUACGGCAUGGGGAGUGCUGGCAGCCAGCACAGCGAAGGUACGGGGGGGGGCAGCCCUGGAUCUCGUCUGGCCCUUUUAUUGUGUUUGCAAAUGGCCCUCGCUCAGAAUCAUAGGAGAGUUGGAAGGGCCAUCUAGCCCCAGCCCCAGCGAUGCAGGAAUCUUUUGCCGAAUGUGGGGCUCGAACCUGCAACCCUGAGAUUAAGAGUGUCAGGCUCUUCCGACUGCUCUAUUGGGGUAUCAGGGCUGCGGGCUGCCCAGUGGAAGCUGUUGGGUCCCCCAGUUGGGACAACCAGUUCCCAGCCUUGCGCGAUGCUCAUUCACGAGCAAAGGCCCUUCGGGAUUCUCUGGAUGAAUGAGUGAAAGUCCUGUGUGAGUGCCUGGAGGUGGUUGGAGGAUGGAUGGCGGCUAACAGAUUGAGGUUGAAUCCUGACAAGACAGAAGUAUAUUUUGGGGGUGUGGGUGUGGGGGACUCCCUGGUCGUGAAUGGGGUAACUGUGCCCCGGAAGGACCAGGUGCACAGCCUGGGAGUCAUUUUGGACUCACCGCUGUCCAUGGAGACUCAGAUCAAUUCUGUGUCCAGGGCAGCUGUCUACCAGCUCCAUCUGGUACGCAGGAUGAGACCCUCCCUGCCUGCAGACUGUCUCGCCAGAGUGAUGUAUGCUCUGGUUAUCUCUUGCUUGGACUGCUGCCAUGCGCUCUACGUGGGGCUACCUUUGAAGGUGACCCGGAAACUACAAUUAAUCCAGAAUGCAGCAGCCAGACUGGUGAUUGGGAGCGGGCGCUGAGACCACAUAACACCGGUCCAGAAAGACCUACAUUGGCUCCCAAUAUGUUUCCGAGCACAAUUCAAUGUGUUGGUGCUGACCUUGAAAGCCCUAAACGGCCUCAAAGGCCCAGUAGACCUGAAGGAGCGUCUCCACCCCCAUCAUCCAGCCUGGACACUGAGGUCCAGCUCUGAGGGCCUCCUGGCGGUUCCAUCCCUGCGAGAAGUGAGGUUGCAGGGAACCAGGCAGAGGGCCUUCUCAGUGGUGGUGCCCACCCUGUGGAACGCCCUCCCACUAGAUGUCAAGGAAAUAAACAACUAUUUGACUUUUAGAAGACAUCUGAAGGCAGCCCUGUUUAGGGAAGCUUUUAAUGUUUGAUGUUUUAUCAUGCUUUAAAUACUCCAUUGGGAGGCGCACUCCAUUGUUUCUUGAGACAGACAGCUGCCAACAACAACUAAGUCUUAUUAUUAGAGAGUGGGUAAGCACUGCUUCCCCUGACUUACACGCCUCCUCUCUCCCUCCUUUUCUGCAGGCAGCCGGAGCAGUGGGUCAAACCGCAGUGAUGGCGGUGGCGGUGGCAGUGGAGCUGGCCGAGGGGCCGGCAAGCCCAAGGAGGAGAAGGCGGGGGCCGACUCCAAGUCCGGCAGCGGCAGCGAGUCGGAGUACUCCAUUCGCAGCGGCAGCCAGCGCGGCGGGGUGACGGUGGGGCCCGGCGGGGAGGGGUCUUCCCAGCGCAGCCAGCACAGCCUGGGGGGUGGCAGCAUCCGUUCCCACCACUCCCUCCAUGCGGCCUACGCUGCCCCCGGGGGCAUCCCCCUAGCUUACAACCCCAUGGUGGUCAUGAUGGUCCCGCCCCCCGCCCCGCCCACGGCUGCCGCGGCUGUCCAACCCCCCGGUGCCCCCCCGGUGCGCGACUUGGGCUCAGUGCCCCCCGAGCUCACGGCCAGCCGCCAGUCGUUCCACAUGGCCAUGGGGAACCCCAGCGAGUUCUUUGUCGACGUGAUGUGAACUGAGGCUGGGGGGGGCCCUGAGCCCCACCUUGCGCUCACCGCCGUGGCCUCCGUCCCCAGAGCCUUCCACAACCCUCUGACCUCUGCCGGGGCUUUGUGCCCCCCCCACGCCACAAGAGAGCCUUUCGGAUGGACCCAACAUUUGCUUCUUGCCGUCAGUUGGCACAAUGCUGUGGUCCUCCGCCUCGGCCAGAAGCAAUGUGGCCCCCAUCCCCUUCCGUGGCGCGGCUUAGGGCUCGCGUGACCCACGCCCGCCUUGCCAGCAAUUUUUCCUACACCAGCAGAACCGUUUGCCUUCAUCCCGUGAUGUCACACGUGGCUUCCGUGGCCACAGGAGAUGGCUUGACGGGUCCUCUCUCGUUUAUUGCGUUCAAAUGGCUCCGCCUUCCAUAUUGUGAGCCGUCUUUUUUUACCUCUUUUUUUAGUACCGUGGCUGGCUUGGCCACUUUUUAAUCAUGUGACUCAGGUCUCUAGAAUCAUGUGACCUCUGCCUCCUGUUUUGUAUCUGCCUUGAACUGGUGUCCUCUGAAUUUUGGCCCCUUUUGAGUUCCGUGGUUAGGUGGCCGCCUUGGAAUGUCACAUGACCCAGGGCAACGGCCCAGGACUUCCUGUCACAUGACCUGAUCUGUUCUAUGGUUUUGUGAGCAGGUGAGUCUCGAUGUCUCCGCUUCUUAGCGGAAGAGUAGAUUCAUUUGAUCCCCAUCCCUGCACCCCACUUGAUCCCAAAAAACCCGGUGUCAAUGAAGUGCUCAUUUUGUUUUGUGCUGUUAUUUUUUUUUCUAUUAAAGAGGAAACUUAAUUUUUUUUAUUCAUGUUUUUGGAGUUAAGAUGGUUCAUUUUUUUUAAAAAAAACCUUCCUUUUGUAUAAAAGUCUACCCCCUGCCCCAGAUCUGAUUUUUACACUACACCCCCCCCCCCAACGUGAGAUCAUUCUUUUGGGUUUUUUUUACCGUGUGUUCCUAACACUACAACUCUUUGCAUUUUGAAGGGUUUACAACCAAAGUGUCACUGGCGACGUUUGAUUCCAGGGUCGCUGCCAGAAUUGUGCUCUUUGCCCUGUUUGUAAUAGAAAAUGCGUUUGUUUCCUUUGCAGCCUGUUGCUGUUUCAGCUGCUAAAGUUUUCCAUCCCGUGCGGGGGGCGGAGGUAACUUGAGGCAAAAUUCCAACAUCCUUUGCCCCCCGUUUGAAUCCCAGGGAAAGACCAGGCCAUUGAUGUGGGAUAGGAGUUCUUUUGGGUCUUGGGCACAGAGUUCAGAUUCCAUCUUCUGACUGUACAUAAUAAUUAUUUGGUUGGCAGUGGAGACUGGAUCCAAAAGUUCUCUUCUGCCAACAAAAGGAGGAAUACUUUCUCUGUCAUACAAAGGGGGAACCUCUUGGAUCUAAGCCUGUAUGGACAUCUUGUGUGCGACACUUGGGAGAACACGGCUUAGGACUGAAAUGCGUCUGUUUUGCUCACAGGUGUCCCCCCCCCCAAGCCCUUAAAAUUAUUUUUAGAGAGAGAAUUCGGUUUUGAAGCCUUUCACUGGGCAGGAUCUUCAGGUUUAUAGUUCACGCUUUGCCUUGCGAUGUAGGUGGGCAGGAGAACAAACCCCAAAGAAUCUCCACCUGCAAAUUGUCGCAGUAAGCCCUAAAACCAGGUUUUAUGGGGCCCGGGCAGAUUGUGCCCGCUUUGCUCCUUCCCUCUCGAGCUGGGGAGAAAGAAACCACAAUUCCUGCCUUAGUAUUAUGCCCGAUAAAAAAACCUGCACAUUGCCUUUAAAAUGUAAAAAUCUGGAUGGGCAUGUUAGCCCCCCAAAAGAGGACAUAGCCGGGUUUUCCCGGACGUAUGGCAACCCUAUUCUAGGGCCAAAUAAGCCACCAUCUCCUAAGCCAGGAUUCUUCAUUUUUUAAUUGCAGGAGUGACUUGGGCUUAUGCAAAGUAAAGGCCUGGUUUUGUGGCUUUUGGAACACAUGAGUGAAUCGGGGUGGGAUGUUUUGGGGUUUGUGCAACACUUUCAGGGCCUUUCUAACUAGGGACGCCCAGGAUAAGAGCUGAGAGCCGAGAUUCCUCCACACUUCCAUCCUCCCGGUUUCAGAAGCCAGGCCAGGGACUCUUGCAGAAUGUAACCUUUUCCUCACCUGGAUGGGAAGGUGGUUCGGCCGGCUGCGCUGCGCCUCUCAGUUUCCACACCCAAGCGCGGAGCGUGGAUGUUGAAAUUUGCCUCUUGUUACCUCCUGAGCGGUGCCAGGUAGUAUGUUGGUCUCGCUUCCUGCUCUCUCUCUCUCUUUUAAACUCUCCUGUCGCUGCCCCAUCCAGAGUUGUAGCAAUUCUCUCUCCCCUGAAUCCUGCAGAGUCUAAUCCGGGGAAGAAGGGAAAAAGUGGAAGGGAGGAGGAGAAGGAUUCCAUCCCCCCCCCGCCCCACCCCGACUUGCCUCCCUCCCCAAACAGGGUACGAACUUCCUCUUCAAUGGUGCUACUUCUUCCAGCCUGCACGUUCCUGCGAGUCUUUGUCUCUAGGUUGCAGCAGGAGACACCCCCCUAGGGAUUGGGGCCCCUCUCCAGUAUUUAGCCCUCCCCUCUUUCUAGGGGCCUGGGUGUGUGUGUGCGUGCGUGUGAUUGGUAGCAGAUAACUAUUUUGUAAUAACAUAUUUAUUUUUUAGCUCUUUUGUGUACAAAAAAAACCACCAUUCAGUAAUAAUUAAAAAAACAACCUAAUAAAACCAAA